UCCAUUUCCAUUGCCGCCCCCCUCUCUCCUCCCGCACGGUCGAGCCCCAUGCAGGCUACGAUUCCUGCACCGGGAAGGGCAGAUUGAGAUCGAUCGAUGCAACAAGCAGAGCGGUUAAUCCGCCGCGUUGGAUGACAUGCACGUGCGACGGUCUCCGGCAAGGUCCAUGGGAACCUCCUCCCUCGCCGUCGCCGUGCUGCUGCUCCUCGCGCGGGCCGCCGAUGCUGAGAUCACGACGACGCUCAUCGCGUCGGACUCGCGGCCUCUCAUUCUCUUCGUGCAGUUUGGUUUCGAGCGUGGCGGCAGGGCCACCGUCUCCAUACGCCGCUCGGAGUGGAACCUCCGGCCGGGGUCACCGCUCACCGCGGUUGACCCCAGCCUCAUGGGGUUCGUCCUCAUCUCCGGCAGCCAGUUCCCGAGGAUCAACAACGAGUCCGCGUACGCUGCCGCCGACCCGGGGGACAACGGCGACGCCGGGGGCGGCUUCUGCGUGCUGACGAGCGACUACGCGCUCCCGGUGCUCCGGCUCAGCGACGUCCCGCCCGGCGGCGUCACCACCACCGUGACCAUCGACGAUCCCGACCAGUACGCCGUCCUGUUCAGCAACUGCCAGGACGGCGUGGAGGUCACCAUGGACGUGCUCACCGAGCUGUACAACGUGCGGGGCGGUGCCUCCGACGGCCCCAGGAACUACCUCCCCGUGGGGCUGCAGCCGCUGCCGACCAUCUACACGGCCGUGUCGGCGGUUUACUUCGCUUUCCUGGCAGCCUGGGCGUGCGCGUGCGUGCGGCACCGCGCGACGGCGGAGCGGAUCCACGCCGUCAUGGGCGCGCUGCUGCUCUUCAAGGCGCUCAAGAUGGCGUGCGCGGCGGAGGACUCGUGGUACGUCGAGCGCACCGGCACGCCGCACGGCUGGGACGUGGCCUUCUACGUGUUCGGCUUCCUGAAGGGCGUCCUGCUCUUCACCGUCAUCGUCCUCAUCGGCACCGGCUGGUCCUUCCUCAAGCCCUACCUCCAGGAGCGCGAGAAGAACGUGCUCAUGAUCGUGAUCCCGCUGCAAGUGAUCGAGAACCUGUUGCUGGUGGUGAUCGGGGAGACGGGGCCGACGGGGCAGGGCUGGAUCGUGUGGAACCAGGUGUUCCUGCUGGUGGACGUCAUCUGCUGCUGCGCCGUCUUCUUCCCGAUCAUCUGGUCCAUCCGCAGCAUGCGCGAGGCCUCCAGGACCGACGGCAAGGCGGCGCUCAACCUCCAGAAGCUGACGCUGUUCAAGCGCUUCUACCUCGUCGUCGUCGGCUACCUCUACUUCACCCGGAUCAUCGCGUCGGCGUUCCUCGCCUUGCUCAGCUACAAGUACCAGUGGGGCGUCAACGUGGCCAUCGAGGCCGCCAGCUUCGCCUUCUACCUGUUCGUGUUCUACAACUUCCAGCCGGUGGAGAAGAACCCGUACUUGUACAUUGGCGACGCCGAGGACGACGCCGCCGAGCGUGAGAUGGACGACGAAGGUGGUUUUUGAGCCCUCUCGUCCAUACCCAAAAAAAACGCUCAGGUUUUAUGUAUUUUACUUGUUGUCUAGCUGCGUUGUACAACUAUGAUGGUGCGACGACUGGUGUAGUGGUGUCCAAGCGUUCUCAUCAGAUCGCGAAAUAAGCAACAAAAAUGCGUGCACAGCAAUGGACUGUUGGUUUAUAUCUAGACGUACGACACAAUAUAUAUAUUGACAAAAGAAAAGGUGAACUCUAAUA
Messenger RNA from Oryza brachyantha (malo sina), 1742 nucleotides. RefSeq names its product protein CANDIDATE G-PROTEIN COUPLED RECEPTOR 7-like. Gene Ontology annotation, biological process: transport. The record is from RefSeq and is a predicted model, not a curated record. Gene Ontology annotation, cellular component: Golgi apparatus; membrane. NCBI's taxonomy places the organism in Eukaryota, Viridiplantae, Streptophyta, Magnoliopsida, Poales, Poaceae. The transcript is spliced from 2 exons. The coding region runs from base 137 to 1513 and encodes 458 amino acids.